GUGUUCUUGAAAGAAAGAAUGGAAGACAAGUUUGAGAAGAAGAAGAAGAGCGAUGGCAGCAUAAGAGGGACAGUGGUAUUGAUGAAGAAAAAUGUGCUUGACUUCAACGACUUAAGUGCUUCCAUCCUCGAUCGUCUUCACGAGUUUCUCGGCAAACGCGUUUCUCUUCAAUUAAUCAGUGCCCUUCAACUUCACCAAGCUGGGAAUGACAUGAAAGGAAAACUUGGGAAGCCUGCAUAUCUGGAAGACUGGAUUACCACAAUCACACCCUUAACAGCUGGUGAAUCUGCAUUCAAAGUUACAUUUGAUUGGGAUGAGGACAUAGGAAUACCAGGAGCAUUUUUAAUAAGAAACAACCAUCACAGUGAGUUCUACCUAAGAACCUUGACACUAGAAAAUGUUCCAGGCCAAGGUACCAUCCACUUUAUUUGCAACUCUUGGGUAUACCCUGCACAUAAAUAUAAAAAGGAUCGCAUUUUCUUCAGCAACAAGACAUACCUUCCAAGUGAAACACCAUUGCCACUUCUUAAGUAUAGAGAAGAAGAACUAGAGAAUUUAAGAGGAGAUGGAAAAGGGACCCUGCAAGAGUGGGAUAGAGUCUAUGAUUAUGCAUUCUACAAUGAUUUGGGGGAUCCUGAUAAGGGUCCACAAUAUGCUCGUCCAGUUCUAGGAGGGUCCAUUGAAUAUCCCUACCCUAGAAGGGGAAGAACUGGUAGACCACAUACAAAGUCAGAUGUUAGAUCUGAGAGUAGAUUGAAUUUCGCCAUGAGCUUGGACAUCUAUGUUCCAAGGGAUGAAAGAUUUGGUCACUUGAAAUUGUCAGACUUUCUUGCUUAUGCACUGAAAUCCAUAGUUCAAGUUGUCAAACCUGAGCUAGAAUCUCUAUUCAACAGCACCCCUAAUGAGUUUGAUAGCUUUGAAGAUAUAUUUAAACUCUAUGAAGGUGGGAUUAAGGUUCCUGAAGCUUUAGUUAACAAUAUUGUAGAUAAAAUCCCUGCUGAGAUGCUCAAAGAAAUUCUUCGAACUGAUGGUGAAGGGUUCCUCAAAUUUCCUGUGCCUCAAGUGAUUGAAGAGGAUAAGUCUGCAUGGAGAACCGAUGAAGAAUUUGCCAGAGAGAUGCUAGCCGGUGUGAACCCUGUUAUUAUUCGUUGCCUCCAAGAAUUCCCACCAGCAAGUAAGCUGGAUCCUGAAGUCUAUGGUGAUCAAACCAGUACAAUAAGGGAAGAGCACAUUGAGAGCAACAUGGAUGGGCUCACCGUAGAUGAGGCAAUCAGACAAAAGAAGUUAUUCAUCUUAGAUCACCAUGAUUCACUAAUACCAUACUUGAGGAGGAUAAACUCGACUUCUACAAAGACUUAUGCAAGCAGGACAAUUCUUUUCUUGAAAAAUGAUGGGACCUUAAAGCCAUUGGCCAUUGAGUUGAGUUUGCCAAAACCUGAAGGAGAUCAAUAUGGUGUCACCAGUAAAGUUUACACUCCUGCUGAAAAUGGCGUUAAAAGUUCCCUCUGGCAGCUGGCUAAAGCUUAUGUAGCAGUAAAUGACUCUGGUUAUCAUCAGCUUAUUAGCCACUGGUUGCAUACUCAUGCAGUGAUUGAGCCAUUCGUCAUAGCUGCGAACAGACAACUUAGCGUGCUUCAUCCUAUUCACAAACUAUUGCAUCCUCAUUUUCGUGACACCAUGAACAUUAAUGCACUUGCGCGACAAAUCCUCAUCAAUGCAGGUGGCAUUGUAGAGGCAACCGUUUUUCCAUCUAAGUACUCCAUGGAGAUGUCAUCUGUACUUUAUAAAAAUUGGGUUUUCCCUGAACAAGCAUUACCCGCGGAUCUUAUCAAGAGAGGAGUGGCAGUUGAAGAUUCAGGGUCUCCAUAUGGCCUUAGACUUGCGAUUGAGGAUUACCCUUAUGCUGUUGAUGGGCUAGAGAUUUGGUUUGCUAUAAAAACAUGGGUCCAUGAUUAUUGUUCCUUUUACUACAAGGAAGAUGAUACAGUUAAGGAAGACACAGAACUACAAUCUUGGUGGAAGGAAUUAAGGGAAGUAGGUCACGGUGACAAGAAAAAUGAACUUUGGUGGCCAAAAAUGCAAACCCGUGUAGAGCUGAUUGAAACUUGCACUAUCAUUAUAUGGAUUUCUUCUGCUCUACAUGCAUCCACCAACUUUGGACAAUACCCUUAUGCAGGUUUCCUCCCAAAUCGUCCAACUAUAAGCCGUAGAUUCAUGCCUGAUGAAGGAACUGCAGAAUAUGAUGAACUUGUGGCAAAUCCUGAUAAGGCUUUUCUGAAAACAAUCACAGCACAGUUGCAGACUCUUAUUGGCAUUUCACUGAUAGAAAUAUUGUCUAGGCAUUCUUCUGAUGAAGUCUAUCUUGGACAGAGAGACACUCCUAAUUGGACAUCUGAUAUGGAGCCAUUGGAAGCCUUUGACCAGUUUGGAAAGAAACUGGUAGAAAUUGAGGAAAGGAUCAUAACAUUGAACAAUGAUGGCAAACUUAAAAACCGAGUUGGACCAGUUAACAUUCCAUAUACCUUACUUUUUCCUAGCAGCAAAGGUGGACUCACUGGCAUGGGAAUUCCCAACAGUGUCUCGAUUUGAAAGGGCUUGCAUGUUCUCUUUUACAAGCUUUUGAAUUCAGAUUUUAGCUAGUAUAUCUUUAUUCUGCCACUA
Molecule: messenger RNA, 2661 nt
Organism: Abrus precatorius (Indian licorice)
Lineage: Eukaryota; Viridiplantae; Streptophyta; Magnoliopsida; Fabales; Fabaceae
Product: probable linoleate 9S-lipoxygenase 5
Exons: 9
Coding region: 19-2589 (856 amino acids)
Biological process (GO): lipid oxidation
Molecular function (GO): oxidoreductase activity, acting on single donors with incorporation of molecular oxygen, incorporation of two atoms of oxygen; metal ion binding; protein binding
Source: RefSeq, a predicted model, not a curated record